Messenger RNA from Pseudozyma hubeiensis SY62, 2169 nucleotides. RefSeq names its product RNA recognition motif containing protein. Gene Ontology annotation, molecular function: RNA binding. The record is from RefSeq and is a predicted model, not a curated record. The transcript has a single exon. Bases 1 to 2169 code for a protein of 722 amino acids. Gene Ontology annotation, cellular component: nucleus. Gene Ontology annotation, biological process: mRNA processing. NCBI's taxonomy places the organism in Eukaryota, Fungi, Basidiomycota, Ustilaginomycetes, Ustilaginales, Ustilaginaceae.
AUGAACCACGCGCUCUGCAACCGCCAAGAAAAUUAUCACGUGACCUUGAUUUUUGGCAAUGCAAUUCGAAAAAGAGACAACGGAACUACCGACGGCCACGCCUCAUUGCUGCGCAGCCACACCUUUGCAUCCCUCUUUCUUCCUUACCGCACGCCAUCUCAACAUCACGAGCGCAUCUAUCGAUUGACCUCUCGACCUGAUAUUAGCCCCUCACUCCGCCCGAAUCAGAUCUCAGGGAUGUACGCCGACCUGGAAGAGGCUCGUACUCGACGUGGCGGUGGGCGUCGACCGUCAAGAAGCUCUGACCUGGACGUUGGAAAGAGCGCGAGGUCUAGCUACGACGACGAAGGUCCGCGUUCAAGGGAAAAGGAGCUAGCAGAACAGCUUCGAAAGCGAGCGCAAGCUUCUCGCGCUGGUGGCCAGAAUGGCGAUGCUUCUCGAGGUCGAAGGCGCUCUUCAUCUGUCUCGAGUCGCUCUUCGCGUGCUUCUUCUCCAGCUCGAUCCGAUGCUCAUAGUCCGAGUCGCAGUCGUAGCCGCAGCCGGGAUAGUCUUCACAGCAGAAGGAGUCAUCAUUCGAGGAAGAGUGCUUCGCGAGCAGACGAGGAAGCCGAGGAGCGUAGAAAGAGACGCAGAGGCGAGGAAACGAGUCGCGGAGAUCGGGACCGCAUAGACGACGACGCCGAAGAGCGGGCCCGCGAGCGCCGUCGUAGGCGAAGCGACAGACGAGAAGAUUCUGCGACGGCGGACGAGCGUCGGCCAAGCCCCGACCGGUCUUCCAGCCGCACGAACCGCGAUCGCUACGAUUCCUACUACGAUGACCGACGCUACGAGCGCCCAGCAGACCGCAGCCACCAGCGACGAGCAAGCCGAUAUGACGAUGAUGCUCGGCGUGCACCUCCUAGACGCCGAGGUCGCUACGAUAGUCCGACGGUCUCAGUACGAUCUCGUCGCAGCCCUACCCCGGAGAUCGACGACUACGAGGAGCGCUCCGCCUUCUGCAGCCGGCUCUCGGCUAGGUUGGGCCAGCGCGACCUCGGCGAGUUCUUCGAGGAACACUUGGGCGAAGGUGCCGUGCAGGAUGUGCGCAUCGUCAUGGACCGCGUCACGCACCGCAGCAAGGGCGUUGGCUACGUUGAAUUUGCUGCUCGCGAGCUGGUUCCCAAGGCCAUUGAGCUCACGGGCACCGUCCUCUUUGGUAUUCCUAUCGUCGUUCAGCGUACAGACGCCGCACGCGGCACCGGCGGUGCCUCUCGAGGUGCCAGCGAUGCGUCCAGUCGACACACCAUGGCGCCGCAUCCAGCUGUCACACCUACGCAGCUCGAUCCUCGCGUCUUGGCGAACGCCCCUCUGCCCAUGCAGUACCAUACCGCUGGAGCUCCCAUCCACCUCGAUGUCGCGCCUCAUCCACCCCGAGCCCAACGUCCCGGUCCCAAUAUGCCCAACACCGAGGCAAGACUGUACGUCGGCAGCUUGCACUUCAGUCUCACGGAUGAAAACGUCAAAGCCGUCUUUGAGCCUUUUGGCGAGAUCGAAUACGUCGAUCUGCACCGUGAACCGGGCACUGGCAAGAGCAAAGGCUUCUGCUUUAUCCAAUUCAAGGAACCCGAAGACGCAAAGAAGGCGCUCGAGCAGAUGAACGGCUUCGACUUGGCUGGAAGGGCUAUACGAGUCGGCAACGUGAACGCAAAAGGAUCCGGCGGCGGAUCUUCCUACACAAGCGGAUCCGGUCAGGACUCGCAAGGCGGUGGCCACCUGCCGCAGCUCACCUCCGCCUUCGACGACGGCGGAGGCGCUGGUCUCAAUCCGGAAAGACGCGCAGCCUUGAUGGAGAAGCUCGCCCGCAACAACGAGCCAUCACCCUCGGCCUCGGAAACAACGCAAGGUGCGCAGGAGCGUCCUGCCGGCAUUCCAGAGUCGACGUCGACUUCACUGCUUCUCAAAAACAUGUUUGAUCCAGCGGAGGAGACCGAAGCCGAUUGGGACAAGGACCUGGCCGAAGACGUCAAAGACGAGUGCCAGGCCAAGUACGGACCCGUGACGAGCAUCCACGUCGAAAGGGAUUCUGCCGGCGAAAUUUAUGUCACCUUUGCUAAUCUUGACGCGUCCAGGAAAGCCCUCGACGGCCUCAACGGACGAUUCUUUGGCGGCAAGCCGAUCAGUGCGCAAUAG